UUUUGAAUGUAUUGAAAAAUCACAGAAUUGUUUUAAACAUGUGUAUUUAGAUUCCGUUCGGUUAAAUCUUAAAACAUUCCAUAUGUGUAUUUCCUUUUCGUGUUGGACAGGAGCCUGCAUGAACGUGCAUGUGACAGGAAAAAGUUUAUUUUCAUUUAUAGUUUUUGACUGCACUUUGCUCACCGUCAGGGAUGGAGGGAGAUAGGGACAAAGUUCACAGAGCACAUGGGGAGGAGGGGGAAGUUAAAAAAAAAAGACCUUUGAAAGCAUAACAGCAGGUGGAGGGCUAAAACCAGACAGCACAGAACGAGACGAGGAGAAAAUCAAACAGGAGAAAAUGAAAGCAAACUUCCUCUAUUAUCUAUACCAAGGACAGCCGUGCAAUACGUUUUGUAUGUAGACGCAUGAGUGUGUCUGUGUUCCUGAGGGUUUGUUACUGUGUGUUUGUUGGUGACCUGUGCCCUGUGUUGUCUGUGCGCUGCGUUAGCCAGGUGAGCAUUAGGCAACAGUGGAAUGGAGGGAGAAGAGAGGAAAGGAAAAGCAGGGCCGGGCCCUGGGCGUCUGUCUGCUCUCCAGGAGCAGCUGAUCUGGGCUCUGCUAGGGUCUGGACUCUCCCGGGAGGUCCUCGUCCAAGCCCUGGGAGAACUGGAGCGAGAGAGGGUCACCCCUCAUGCCGAGAAAGGGGACAGGGGGGAUGGUGAGAGUUCUGAGGAGGGAGAAAUGGAUUUUCCGCCCCCCAUAUUCCAGGAGCUGGAGGCACUACCACCAGAGGAGGCAGCCAGACAGAGAGCUCUGGUUGACCAACUGCUACAGGAGGAUCCAUGGCGCGUGGCUAAACUGGUGAAGAGCUACAUGCAGCAGCACAACCUCCCCCAGAGGGAGGUGGUGGAGUCCACUGGCCUCAACCAGUCACAUCUCUCCCAGCAUCUCAACAAAGGCACACCCAUGAAGAACCAGAAAAGGGCUGCUCUGUACAGCUGGUAUGUCAGGAAGCAGGGAGAGAUUAGCCAGCAGUUCACUAAUGCCAGACAUGGUUUGGGGUCAGGAGAAGAGCCAGGAGAGGAUGCCAGGAAAGGACGGAGGAACAGGUUCAAAUGGGGACCUGCCUCCCAGCAAAUCCUUUUCCAUGCCUAUGAACGACAGAAGAACCCAAGCAAAGAAGAGAGAGAGGGAUUAGUGGAGGAGUGUAACAGGGCUGAGUGUCUCCAGAGAGGUGUGUCUCCAUCCCAGCUGGCUGGCCUGGGCUCUAACCUAGUGACAGAGGUACGAGUGUACAACUGGUUCGCUAACCGCCGCAAGGAGGAGGCCUUCCGCCAUAAGCUGGCUCUCGAUACGCCUUACACAAGCCAAUCAGCAAGCUCCACCAACCACACACUCUCACAUAGCCCUGUGCAAGGAAUGAAGUACAGCCAGCAAAUCAUAUGUGACAGUAUGGAAUCAGUCAGGGGUCAAAAUGGAGACCGAGGCUUGGAAAGGCGCAUGGCCAGCCCCAUCCAACUGGAGCCCAGCCACACACUCCUGGAAACAAACCAUCACAAACCACUACCAACCACAUUCUUCCCCUUUCAGGUAUCAGGAGGGGGCUCACUGCCUCCAGUAAGCACCCUGACCUCACUGCACAGUCUGUCUGCCUCUCCUGCUCCGCCCCAGGGUCUCAUCAUGGCCUCCCUGCCCAGCGUCAUGAGUCUGGGGGAGUCCUCUCUCCUCAUAGGUCAAACUGUACCUGUCAUCAACAACAUGGGAGGCGGGUUCACCACACUUCAGCCAAUCUCUUUCCAGCAGCAGCUUCAGUCCUCGUCCCAGCAGCAACUCACACAGCAGUUCCAGAGCCAUAUGGGCCACCACAGUCCUUUCAUGGCCACCAUGACACAGCUCCCUUGUCACAUGUACAGCAAGUCUGAUAUGCCCCCCUACCCCUCAUCCAGCCUCUUGUCCCAAGCCAUUGUCAUCACUGACAGCAGCAGCCUGGGAACACUGACCAAUCUAACGGCAGUCAGACAGAUUCUGACCACAGACCCGGAGGAGCAGACCGACCAGCCCAUACAGGCAGACUCCUUACACCUACAGUCCCCUUCACCUGUGCCAGUUUCCUCUGGUUCCAUAGAGCUGUAUCCUCCAUCUCAGACGAGUGAAACCCAUCCAUCUCACCUCCUCUCCUCUUUGCCAGCAGACAUCAGCUCCUACAUACCUGCACAGAUGGUUUCAACUGCACAGUAGCAACAGAACGUAACCCAUAGGUGACAGGGACUCAAGUAUUAUUUGAGAAGGUCUGGUCACAAAGAUUUUGCAUGGCAGUCAUCUUAAUAAAUAGUACCUCAAACAUGGAAUCCAAAAAAGAUUUCAACUGUUUAUAUCUGUUUAUACCUACAGUAGUGGCAUUGAUAAUAUUUUGCAGCUAUCAGGGCUAUCACCUUGCAAUGCUGCACCAUUUGCCUUGUCUUUUGUGUGUUCAUAUGACAUGAGUGGGCAAAUCCUGACUGAUGUCCCCCCACAAACAAUUUUACUCUGCCGUAAUGACCCGGUUCUGGGUUUAGAUCCAGCCUACGGUCUGCCGGUUAAGGCACAAUUUAAUGUGAAGGCAUGGGUGUAAAUUGGGGUGUAACAACAUAUGUUAUUACAAGUAGAAAACGGUAUGAAGUUACUAGCCUUGUUAUUUGAAGAAGCCAUCCAUUACAGAAAACAGUGUAAUCCCUUUUCUACCAAUACUACUUAUUUUGUGGGGUUUUGUGAAGGAUAAACCAUUUAGGUUGGAAUAAUCAGGUAUUUUGAUGAUGAAAGUAUCAAACUUUGUAUGCUACUACAUUACUAGAUACUUUAAGGAACAUUUUGAAGAUUGGAAUCAGUCUGCAGAGGCUGGCAGUCAGCAAGUGCAGCCAUUUUAAAAUAAUGCACUUCAGAUUUCCUGUUAGAAGAAAAUAGGUACAUUUUUUAAAAACAAUAUUAAAAUGACUAUGUAAUGUUAUCUAUCCACUAAAUAAAAACUAUAGACAACUUCUGAUCAUAAAGUAGUCUUAAAUGGGCCUUUUUACUGUUGAGUUUUGUUACAGAUACAAUUGCUUGUCACAUUUUGCUAAGACAUCACUUGCCAAUGUGAAAAUGUGUCUAAGCAUGUUAUAAAAUGCUCUAAAACACUCCAAACCAUAGACAUGCUAAUCUUCUCUUUAAUGUUUUCUAACAAUCAUCAUAGGUGUCGCCUAAAGUCUACCGAUUGCAAUGAUCUAUAAUAUUAUAUUCUGUUUUGUGUAAAGAAAAAAGGUGACAGGUAACCUGCUCUCACAGUAGAAAUGCAUUAUGUCCAGCAGAGGAACAGGUCCCCCAUUUUAUUAGACCUUUCACUUCUCUAUGCAAAGGGAUUGAACGUCUAAAUAAAGAUUUCUUGCUAUAGUGCUAUUGUAGAUUUAAUAACGUUCUUAUUCCCUAAAAGACUAGUUUUUCAAAAUAACCAGCAACCAUGAACAUUGGUUCUAAUUGUCCAUCAUUCACAUGAUUUUAUGCUGGCUUCAGAUGCUUUUCAGGAAUAGCAAAUUUGGAACAAUUUGUCACUAAUAAGAUUUUAGCUAGCUUGACAGUUCAGUUAAUAAUUAAGUUACCUAGCUUGCUUAACAUUGACAAUGUUCAAAAU
This is a messenger RNA of Esox lucius (northern pike), 3622 nucleotides long. It is a transcript of the gene hnf1a, whose product is annotated as HNF1 homeobox a. Lineage: Eukaryota; Metazoa; Chordata; Actinopteri; Esociformes; Esocidae. The record is from RefSeq and is a predicted model, not a curated record. The transcript has 10 exons. Gene Ontology annotation, cellular component: nucleus. Gene Ontology annotation, biological process: pancreas development; liver development; insulin secretion. Gene Ontology annotation, molecular function: DNA-binding transcription factor activity, RNA polymerase II-specific; RNA polymerase II cis-regulatory region sequence-specific DNA binding. The coding region runs from base 514 to 2217 and encodes 567 amino acids.